CUGUCAGGUCCACCUUAUCACCUGAGGAGAUUAUCACCAGCCAGAGGGAGACGUUAACACCUCCAAUCAGGAUGAGUUCCCUGACCUCUGACCCUAACCAGACAGACGUCAACACCAUCAUCCGACCCCCUUACUUCUUCAUCAGUGGUUUCAGAGCCAUCCCCGACAUGAACUACUACUACAUCUUCCUCUGUUUUGUUUACAUCAUCUCUCUGGUGGGCAACACCUUCGUCAUGACUGGCAUCUAUGUGGACCGCAGUCUCCACAGCCCCAAGUACAUCGCUGUGUUCAACCUGGCCUUCACAGACGUGUGUGAAAGCACGGCCCUGGUUCCCAAGCUGCUGGACAUGUUUCUGUUCAGCAGACAGCUCAUCUCCUACGACCAGUGUCUCACGAGCCUCUUCUUCGUCUUCCUCUUCAUCACCAUGCAGUCCUUCAACCUCACCAUCCUCUCCUAUGACAGACUGGUGGCCAUCUGCUGCCCGCUCAGGUACCACAUGAUGAUCACACACAGGUCCAUGCUCCAGCUGACGGGGGCCGCCUGGGCGUUUUCUGUGUUGAUGGUGUUGAUCUCUGUGUGUCUCAUCACCCGGCUCUCUUUCUGUAGGUCUCUGGUGAUCAACAGCUACUUCUGUGACCAUGGUCCCCUGUUCCGUCUGGCGGUCCCCUGUUCUAAUGUGGUCCCCAAUCAGAUGAUGGCGUAUCUCAACCCCUGUAUAGUUCUCUAUCUCCCAAUGAUCUUCAUCAUAUCAUCAUACAUCUGUAUAACACACGCCCUGUUCACUAUCACACUGCCCCAGGACAGACUCAGAGCCAUAAAGACAUGCACCUCACACCUAAUACUGGUGGCCAUAUUCUACCUGCCUGUUAUUUUAACAUACCUCCUCCAAUCCCUCAUACCAACCAACGCCCGGAUCAUCAACCUCUCCCUAACCUCGAUACUGCCACCAAUGCUCAAUCCCAUCAUAUACGUUCUGAAGACGGAGGAGUUUAAGGUAUCAGCCAAGAAGAUGCUCAGAAGAGGGGCCCAAAGAGCUGUGACGCAGGUCAAACCAACAUGAAGUUCUUGAGUUAUUUCUCUUAAAAAUAAUAUAUUUACAGUGCGUUCUGAAAGUAUUCACACCUAACAGCCAUUUUCAAGACUUGGCAUAGAUUUUCAAGGCCAUUUAAGUUUAAACUGUAACUAAGCCACUCAGGAACAUUCAAAGUCAUCUUGAUAAGCAAUGCCAGUGUAUAUUUGAACUUGUGUUUUAUGGAUAUUGUUUUACACUUUUACACUUUUUUAGCAGUUUUACUUUAGUGCCUUAUUGAAAACAGGAUGUUUGGGUAUAUUUGAAUUCUGUACUUCCUUCUUUUCUCUCUGUCAUUUAGGUUGUAUUGUGGUGUAACUACACAGGUUUUUAUCCAUUCUCAGUUUCCUCCAAUCACAGCUAUUAAACUCUAACUGUUUUAAAGUCUCCAUUGUCC
Messenger RNA from Oncorhynchus gorbuscha (pink salmon), 1467 nucleotides. Its product is annotated as olfactory receptor 146-like. NCBI's taxonomy places the organism in Eukaryota, Metazoa, Chordata, Actinopteri, Salmoniformes, Salmonidae. Bases 72 to 1061 code for a protein of 329 amino acids. Gene Ontology annotation, cellular component: membrane. Gene Ontology annotation, molecular function: G protein-coupled receptor activity; olfactory receptor activity. The record is from RefSeq and is a predicted model, not a curated record. The transcript has 7 exons. Gene Ontology annotation, biological process: G protein-coupled receptor signaling pathway.